Molecule: messenger RNA, 1215 nt
Organism: Lodderomyces orthopsilosis Co 90-125
Lineage: Eukaryota; Fungi; Ascomycota; Pichiomycetes; Serinales; Debaryomycetaceae
Exons: 1
Coding region: 1-1215 (404 amino acids)
Source: RefSeq, a predicted model, not a curated record
AUGGGCAUUUCCUCAAUUGUUUCCCAAUAUUCGGAAUUUUACGAAACAACUGAACUGUACUCUGUCGAAAGGGCUACCAACACUUUGCCGGUGCUUCCCUCGCUCUCUAAAGCUAUCACUUCCUCGAGCUCAUCAUCAGAAACGGUUUCAACAAGCUUCAUAUUUUCAUCAACUGAGAAAUCUGCUUCAAAUACGAAAGAGUUGUUACUUGGAGCAGGUCAUACUUUGGGAAGCCCGACAUCUAUCAAUGAUUACGUGACAACCGCUCGUGUUUCAUAUUUGCAAACUGGUUUAGGAUCACCCUCAUUCAACCAAGGAUCAUCUAUUUCGGUGCCAUCUACAGUAACCUCAAUGAGUGUUGGAGAGUCAUCUUUCUAUCUUGUAGGAGUUGGUGAAACGAGCUUAAGUAUCCAGGUUUCGGGCUCCUCUUUGACGACAAUUGGUGAGAGUACUUUGAGUUCCAUUGUGAAACCAUUGACUACGACGUUAAUUAGUAAAGCGACAGAAAAUGCAGCAAAACCAGAAAUACCAGCUGCAAACUCCAUUUCAGUUUUUGGUUCUGUGAGCACGGCAUCUAUUCAACCUUCAGCAUCUAAAAAGCAAAAUUUGCAUGAAACUGUCGAAAGCUCCAAUGUAGCAAUUGAAAUUUUAUAUUCAAACAGCUCUCAAAAUGGAAUAAAUAUGCUGGAAACUGUCUCAACGACGAAAUUAUCGACAGGUUUCCAUCUGCAAAGUCCGCUGUUGGUUGAGGGUAAUUCAAGUAACGAAGUAUCUUAUAGUUUGGCACCUCAUUCGAGUACGGAUUAUGAAGAGGUACGUGUGAGUGAAGCUGGUUAUGUAUCUACUCAAGGUGAAGCAACUGAAGGUGAAACAGCUUCGACUACUGAUCGCACAUGUACAAAAACCUCAGUUGAUGAAGUAAUGAGUCCAUCACCUGAUAAAUUUCAGCCGAUGAUUAAAUCAAGUCAACCCAGUGAGUCUUCUAGCGCCAAACUUCAACCACCCGAAGACGAACUUGUCUCAGAUGAUAUUAAAAACCCCUUGUCAUCGCCAUUACCACUUGUUGGUACUGAAAUCAUCACCGCUUUCCUAUUUAGUUCAAGUUCAAUAACACCGUAUUCUACUCGUCUGCCAACAUUGGUAGGUUUUGAGUAUAUUAAUGAGUCUAAUCAUUUAGUCCCCAGUUUUAUUGCACUACUACUUUUGUUUGUUUAA